Molecule: messenger RNA, 822 nt
Organism: Cucurbita pepo subsp. pepo (vegetable marrow)
Lineage: Eukaryota; Viridiplantae; Streptophyta; Magnoliopsida; Cucurbitales; Cucurbitaceae
Source: RefSeq, a predicted model, not a curated record
AUGCCAAAUGGAAGCUUAGACGCCCAUCUUUUCAAAGAAAACAAUUUCUUGACAUGGGAAUGUCGGUACAGAAUCGCUCAAGGAAUCGCCUCGGGUUUACUAUAUCUUCACGAAGAGUGGGAAAAAUGUGUGGUGCAUAGAGAUAUAAAGUCGAGCAAUGUAAUGUUGGAUUCGAGUUUUAAUGCGAAGCUCGGAGAUUUCGGGUUAGCUAGGUUAGUGGACCAUAACAAAGGUUCACAAACAACUCUUCUUGCUGGGACGAUUGGCUAUUUGGCUCCAGAAUGUGCAACAACAGGAAGGGCUUCAAAGGAAUCAGAUGUCUACAGCUUCGGGAUGGUUGCUUUGGAAAUUGCUUGUGGAAGAAAACCUUUCGACCCGAAUGCAGAGGACGAGAAGAUUGUGAUGGUGGAGUGGGUUUGGAAGCUUUAUGGUUGUGGAAAGCUUCUUGAAGGAAUAGACUCAAAACUGAUCCAAGAAAGGUUUGAAGAUGAGCAGCAGAAGGAGGAGCAGAUGGAGCGUCUGAUGGUGGUGGGUCUGUGGUGUGCUCAUCCAGAUAGCAAUUGCAGACCUUCAAUAAGACAAGCCAUAAACGUGAUGAACUUCGAAGCGCCAUUGCCUCUUCUUCCAUCUCAAUUGCCUGUACCCACUUAUGAAUUUCUUCCCAUUAGAAGGCCAAAUGCUUCGUCUUCACCAUCAUCAUCAGCUACUCAAAAUAGUGUUGCUUCUCAUACUAUUAAUAGCUCCAACUUUAGUAAUGUCGUUAGCAGUUCUUCCCACUCGGCUGCAUCUUCUAUACAUCUUCUUCAACAUGUUCACCAAUGA